AUGACAACGAUAAAAGAAAGAAAUGGUCGAUUGUUCAUUACCAUUCCAGAGCUGAAUGUGUCCAAUUUACCUCUCUUGCCGAUCGAUUCGGAUAUUUAUAAAUCGUUUGGUCCCCUUAAUAAUUUUGCAGUAUUUCGUCGAAUAUGUCAAGAACGCUUGAACUCAAACUGCCAAGAAGUAUCCAAAAUUGCUAGUCACUUGUGGAAACAGGUUCCUAAACAUGUUAAGGAUACCUUAAAAGAAUAUAGUAGUAAGAUCGCGAAAGCAAAGGCGCCAAAGAUUACCUUUAAAACGAAGUCGUACAAUAAAGAAGAUUAUAUGAGAACUAAAUCAACAACACGUCGUCCAAAGAAAAUCAAGGAUAAACCAAUCGAACUUAAUUCAGUUGAGGCCAUGAUCCCUUUUUUGAUAAAAAAACCACCAGUUGACGAACUAUGGUUUCAACUAGAGAAAAUUGCGGGUGAUAUCUUUAGUCAAAAAUUAAAUGAACACCAAAUUUAA
Messenger RNA from Funneliformis geosporum, 501 nucleotides. The record is from the annotation of a GenBank genome assembly. NCBI's taxonomy places the organism in Eukaryota, Fungi, Glomeromycota, Glomeromycetes, Glomerales, Glomeraceae.